This is a messenger RNA of Besnoitia besnoiti, 1620 nucleotides long. Its product is annotated as chloride transporter, chloride channel (ClC) family protein. Gene Ontology annotation, biological process: translation. Gene Ontology annotation, cellular component: ribosome. Gene Ontology annotation, molecular function: structural constituent of ribosome. Bases 1 to 1620 code for a protein of 539 amino acids. NCBI's taxonomy places the organism in Eukaryota, Apicomplexa, Conoidasida, Eucoccidiorida, Sarcocystidae. The transcript has a single exon. The record is from RefSeq and is a predicted model, not a curated record.
AUGCACGGCUGCGUAAUGGCGUCACUAAAUUCGCCUUCUUCAUCCGACACCUCCGUGCCCGCUCCCCAGUAUCCCUCUAUCUCUUGCUCCUACCGCGCCUCUUUUUCCGUGCCGUCUCGUCCCUUGCCGUCUCCUUCAACAGCACCUUCCGCUGAGCUCUGCUUCGGGCUGUGCGGCGCGCUCCUCGGCGUUUUCGUGAAAAUGAACGACGCGCGGAGACUCCGCGUCGCUCUGCGCUCCUUUCUCUGUCUUCUCCUUCUUCCAUUGUCAGCCGAAUGCCUAAAAACGUUUCCUUCCUCGGCGUCACUUCUUCCCUCGCAUUAUCGCGUUUGGAUGGAGGCAGAGCCAUCGGCGUCGGCAUGGCCUCUCGAAUCGGGCUUACGGUCUUUGAUUCUCUUGUCUCCUGUCCCUCCCUCUCUCUCUGCGCCGUCUCCUGACUCUCCGGAGUCACCCCCUUUUCCUUCGCUUCCUCACCCUGCUUCCCGCGCUCAGUCGUCUCGACAUCUGACAGUUGCUUUGUUUGCUUCGCCGCUCUCUGCGUCUUUCCCCCGAGACCGAAUGCGAGUCGCUGGCGGGUCUUGUGGUUUGAUGAACGCGCGAAGGGAAGGCGAAGAGCCGUGUUUCCUGAUUCCGUUCUCCAGUCUCUCUUCACCUGCAUCUGCUUCGCGACACGCUGCUGCCUCGUGCAUCCGCGGCUCCUCUCUCUCCCUCUUCAGCCGCUGCGCGCCUCGCUCGCCUUUCGAAGGCCCCUUCUCCGCGCUGGCGUCCUCCAUGAGGCGCCUCUUAGUCGCCGCUCCUUCCCUCGACGCCGCGUCUUUCUCUCCGGCGCCUUCGUCACCUUCGCGGCCUUCAACUCUUUGCACUUCUCCUAUCUUCACUUCCCCCCUCUUCGCUUCCUCUCUGUCUGCGUCCUCUCUCUUCGCUGUGUCCCGCUCUGCUUCCUCUCCUCCGCCUUUCGGCGAUGCCUGGGCGCUCCUCGGCAGAAGGGAGGUCCCUCGUGGAGGCGCGCAGACGGCCACGCGCCGAGGCGCCGAUGCGAAGGCCAGUGGAAGCGAAAAGGACGAAGGAGACAGCUGCGGGACGUGGUUCGCCUCGCUCCGGGGCGCUCCGCCGACUCCCUUUGUCGGCAGCGCGAGACUGGGACAUACAGGCGCGCUGACUUUCACGUCCAGCUGCGAGGUCGCCGUCGUCUCUCCGCUCCACGCGCUCGAGGGAGAGGAAGGAGCCUUUGUCGCAGAGAAACACAAGAGGUGUCCGCGGGCGAUGUCUUCUUCGGCAAACCUCGCGCGCGCGCAGACGCCGUGCGGCCUCGGCUCGCUGGAGAUGAAAGUCAAAGUCCCGACGCCUGCGCUGAAGCCGCGCACGCGCAAGUCGAUUGCGAAGCGCUUCAAAAUCACGGCGACUGGAAAGCUUCUGUAUAGACACUCGGGCCGGCAGCACAAGAUGAAGUGCAAGAGCGGCCGCAGGAAGCGGAGACUGCGGAAAGUCGGCGUCCUCUCAGGUCGCAUGGCCGUCAAGUACCUCGCCUGCAUCCACACGGCGCGCGCGCGCAUCAAGCGGAGAAAAACUGUGCCGCAGCCCGUGUUCAAGAUUCGCACGCCGAGGAAGCGCCGCAGCUAG